This is a messenger RNA of Daldinia decipiens, 3159 nucleotides long. RefSeq lists its product as uncharacterized. Gene Ontology annotation, cellular component: nucleus. The transcript is spliced from 3 exons. Gene Ontology annotation, molecular function: hydrolase activity, hydrolyzing O-glycosyl compounds; zinc ion binding; DNA-binding transcription factor activity, RNA polymerase II-specific. Gene Ontology annotation, biological process: carbohydrate metabolic process; DNA-templated transcription; regulation of DNA-templated transcription. Lineage: Eukaryota; Fungi; Ascomycota; Sordariomycetes; Xylariales; Hypoxylaceae. The record is from RefSeq and is a predicted model, not a curated record. Bases 214 to 2520 code for a protein of 768 amino acids.
CCAGAGCCGAAUUUCCCAACGUGAAAUUCCCUCCAAUCUUAACCACCAACAUUCCGUGACUCUGAUAGGUGUAACAUGUCCACAAUCUGUAAUAACGCAAUACCGCCAUUUCACAUUCAUUCUGAAACCGGAAUCUGUGAAGAAGCUAGCUAUUCCUAUUUCAUUCUAAUUCCGAAUUAUCAACACUCAUGUCCAGGUUAAAGAUCUGGGAGAAUGGAUCUGGAAGAUAUGAGCGUGCAGAUGGUGGCCGCGGACACAGCAGCUGAGGUCGCAGCAGACGUUGCUGCGGCCGACCCUACGAACAGAAAUCCUAAGAAGUCGAGUCAGACCUGCAUUCCGUGCAGAGUACGCAAAGUCCGCUGUGAUGGUCGUCGCGACGUUUGCCAGAAUUGCGAGCGAUUAGGAUUCACGUGCUCAUUUCAAGACGCCGCCUCUCCCAGCCAGGAUUCCGAGGGUUUGACAAAUUUCACCCUUCCGCGAAGACGUGUUAGACUAGCUUGUGCCAAUUGCCAUUCCAGGAAAGCUAGAUGUAGUGGUGAAACCCCGAAAUGCGCAAGAUGUCAAGCUCAAGGCAUCGAGUGCGUCUACAAACCGACGAAGCGAUCUGGAGGCGUCGGCGGCGUCUCCCAGCAAUCUCAUCAGGGCGCUACUGAUUCCGAGCUUGAGUCUGUCUCGUCCGAACCGCCGGAGAAAAGAGUAAUGAUGAGUAAGGAUAAUCAGGGUUCUCACCAUGGUCCGCAAGGGCCCGAUAGGAAUAGCUUCGAACCAAAUGGGGCCUCGACACGUAUAGCAUCCAGCAACGAACCGUUUGUUUUCCCGGAUGAAGGUAUCAUACAGCGGACGUUUAGUAAUUUCUUUCGUCAAAUUCACCACGUUCCUAUCUUUUCGUUCCUUCAUCGUGCUUCGCUCAUGCAACGCUAUCAUGCUGGCAUGAUGGAUAAAGCUUUGCUUCUUGCUUUGGUGGGCAUCACUUCACUUAUCAUAAACCUGGGCCCUGGUACUCGAGAGUAUGGGGCUAGAUGUAUCGACGAAUGUCAGAAGAUGGUGCUUGAGGAUCUCGAGAACCCGUCGACUAUUAAGAUACAGGCCCUCGUCCUCAUUAUGAAGCACCGUAUGAUGUCGCGCAAAUUUACUACUGCCUUCAUGUUGGCGGCAACGGCUACUCGUUUUGCCUAUGCUCUCCGCCUAAAUUAUGAGAAUCCAAAUCUAUGCUUCCUAGCACGAGAAUCACGGAGGAGACUAAUGUGGGCGCUUAUGACUAUCGACUCCGGUAUCAACGGCGGCUGCUCAGAUUUUACAUUGAUGCCGUCCGAAUCUAUGCACAUUCAACUUCCUUGCACCGAGCGCAACUUCGAAUUUGAUCUACCACAAGUAACUGAAUACCUCCGCCCCGUCCCCACGCGGCCUUUUCCGGAUGACGUUGGUUCGCUCGCGCUCCACGUGCGACUCCUAUGGAUGAGAAGCAGAGUCCUAUACUGCACCAAGAAUGUGCUAGGUAUGCCCGAGUCUGAACUGGCGCAACUGCCAGAGUUGGUCAAGGUAUUAUCAGAAGAGCUAGCUGGCUUCAACGAUCAUUUACCGGCGUCUUUCAAGUUCUCAGAAAGCAACCUUCAAUUACGAGCUUACUCGCCACGAUUAUGUGUUUAUAUUAUGAUACAUGUCUGGUGGCGACAGUGCUACUGUGAUCUCUACCGAAUGUUCCUUGUAGGACUUAAAGAGGCAUUGCCACAGUCAGGUUUAAAUCAAUUAGACCCCCAAUUCGUGUCAUAUUGCAUGCGUCAAUGUUAUGAGCACGCUUUGGCUAUGUCGGAUAUUUUUAAACUUAUCAUGUCCCUUGACGGAGGCCUUCCGGUUACCGAUGUUGAUCUACCCGGUUGCGCUUAUCAGUGUGCUCGGAUUAUAUACUUUGCUCACCAAACGAAUCAGGGAGAGAUCAGUUUAACAUCAAACCAAGUUCACGAGCUUGGUACGAGAUGCCUAACGAUUGCGAAAUCGAUGGACCAUGUCCCAGCCGGCGCUGCCAUUGUCGCUGAUCUCGAAAAACUGGUCGCCCGCGGCUUCACUGCAAAUGCGGCUCCGAAUCACCCAGGGAGCCCUAGUGCCAACGGUUCCAAUCUUGUAUCCCAACAUGCCCUGUCACGCCACAACCCUAUUCAACAGAUGCAAGUUGUCGAUGAAAGUGGAUUUACUAACAUCCCUAUUAUGUCUCCUUCAGCUCACAUAACCUCACCGCAAGGCAGUUCAAUGCCGACCCCAAUUCAGCGUUCGACUCCCCGUCCACCACAGGAGCAUACCCGUGGAUCUUCGCUACCAGGAACGCCUAUUGGUGAUUUUAACAUAGCGAAGUCGAAUUUACCGCCUGUGAUGUCACCGGAUGGAAUAGAUAAUAAUAACGCUUUUGAGGGUGCGAUGGAUGGCUUUGACUUCGAUCUCGAGUCAUUCGGAAAUAACGGCCUUGAAUCUGCAUCAUGGCUCUCGAACGACUGGCUUAAUAACGAAUACUCACAAACGACGGUUUGAACUUUAUGAACAAGUUGCUAUAUCUACUGGUUGGUUAACGAGAACUACGUUACCAUCCCUCUAGUUUGGCUUGGCAAUUUAAUGGUUACUACCACCUUGAAUUAGCCAAAGGGGCUAAUACGAGAAGACUGCAUUGCUUCUCCAAGAAACCCGGCAUAGCUGUGCUAGUCUUCCGUGGAGUCGUCAAUCCUAUUCCUAGCAAGAAAGCCUACUUGACUAAUACCACGAGCAAGACAAACCCCCGGCGCCCUGGCAUUAUUCUCUCGAUUAAUAGAACUGCCCCCUAAAGCAGUAGGGUAGACCGGGCAUUUUGGAGGCCACGGUAUCAAUAAGCCCUAUAAUUAGGGAUUACUGACAUUUUGUCGAUACUACAUAUUAGCUAAGCUCUGGGAAAGCGACCAGGAUUCAGAUCAACUGCCUAUCUUGCAGCGUAUCUUGCAAUACCCUACGUUUUUUCGGUCUUAAAGACGGACUUGGCGAGAAUCAUACACGUUCUAGGCUCCUAGUCCUAAUUCCCUGGAAGCCAAGAGUUUACAGUGGCGUAACCGAGGCACGAUUCCUAACAAAUUCAAGCCAUUCAAUGCUUAGUUGCUUGAUUCGACGAUUAGGAUUCCGCACGAAUCUACGAAAAUUAGACGA